CAUGCACAUGAAAUCUAUUGUGAAUUGCCACAGCUUUUGUUUGUAUCUUUGAUUUCACUAAAUGAUAUUCAGCGACGAGUGGGGAAAAGUGAAAUUACAGUCUACCUGAAACAUCACGGUUUUUAGUGAAAAAUAUUUCGAAAAACGUAUUUCAAUAUGAAGCACAAUAAAUUAUAUUGUGUUUUGUUUGCUUUGUGCUUAGUGACGCAUAGUAUUGUUUUGGCAAGUGCCAGCCGUACAAAAGGCAGUAAUCGCAAAACAUCAUCUAAUAGUCAUGUGACGAGACCAACUCACUCUACAAACACUGGCAAUUCUCAUUCAGAUUUGGCAAAAUUAAGUUAUUCGAAUUAUAACUCACAACCAAAUCGACCAGCAAACACAGGCACAGCUUCUCAUACUCCUGCACCAAUUGGUUGGAAUGUACCAAAUAAACAAGGACCGCCACCAGCGUAUUCAGCUAAUAAUCCUGUUGGAGGAGCAAAAACGAAUAUACAUGAGGCACCACCUAAUUACGGAGCAAGUGGAACAAACGUACAUACACCAAUAACUGCUACAAAUGCACAUAGUGUACAAUCCAGUUAUCCAGGACAGCAUGGAGCUAGCUACCCAGUACAGCAAGGAGCUACUUAUCAUAGUCCUGGAUCUCUUCCUCCUGGUGCAACUUAUUAUCCUGGUGGACAUGUGCCACAAGGUGUGCCUGCUGGUUACCCAGCAGGUUCAGCAUAUCCUGGAGGUCAUAUGCCAGUAGGUGGUGGUAGUUAUUAUCCUGCCGGUGGACACGUACCUCAAGGCGCAACAUACUAUCCAGCUGGUGGUGUGCCAGCUGGUGCAACUUAUAUACCAGCAGGUGCAUCUCUACCACCGGGUGCUACUUACUACCCACAACAGCCGCAAUCAUCAUCUUCUGGUUUAGGUUUUGGUUCAGGUUUAGCCGCAGGUGCUAUUGGAGGAGCUAUACUUGGUCAUGUUUUAACUCCAACUGAAACCAGAGUUGUAGAACAUGCACCAGCUCAGAGUGGAAGUGCUGGUGGCGAUAGUAAAAUAAUUAUUA
Messenger RNA from Teleopsis dalmanni, 1051 nucleotides. Its product is annotated as calcium-binding protein P-like. The annotation marks the transcript as partial. The record is from RefSeq and is a predicted model, not a curated record. Lineage: Eukaryota; Metazoa; Arthropoda; Insecta; Diptera; Diopsidae. The transcript has 3 exons.